AGCUGAGAUACUGCAAUCACUAGCUUUGGCUGAAGUCACCGGCACUCAAAUGACACCAAAAGGGGGCGCCAGGGAGUCGAUUCCUCUAUCAAUAAAAACUAACGACGGUUUGCUCGAUAAUUUGAACAACCCAAAUGGUCCAAUUACCACCCUUCCUCUUGAGAUCCUCAUUCACAUAUUACGUCUACUCAACAAUCCAACGCAUUUAUUAAACGCUUUAUUAGUUUGUCGCACCUGGUGUGCUUGUAGUAUAGAGAUACUAUGGCAUAGACCCUCAUUUCCGGCCGCCACUCCUUAUGUCAAGUUCGCUCACAUACUCGGCGGUCUAUACCCAAACACGCCUACUUUCCAUUACUCAAGCUACGUCAGAAGGUUGAACUUCUCUAAUAUUCACAACUGGAUCAGUGACCCCUACUUCCUCCCUGUGGCCAAAUGUAAUCGCUUAGAACGGUUAACAUUGACAGGAUGCAAAAAUCUUAGUGAUAGCAGCUUGGAAUUCGUUUUAGAAAGCUGUAAAAAUGUCCUAGCUUUGGAUUUAUCUGGUAUAACGAAGAUGUCAGAUAAGACACUCAAAGUGAUAUCCAAGAAUUGCAAAAAGUUACAGGGAAUGAACCUCACUGAUUGUGAUGGUGUGACAGAUGAAGGUGUUUCUGAAUUAGCAAGAGGUUGUAAACAUUUACGAAGACUUAAAUUAUGCAAUUUGAGACAGCUCACGGAUGUUACAGUCGUAGAAAUAGCCCAAAAUUGCCCAGAUUUACUUGAAGUAGACUUUACAAAGUGUUCAAUCUCGUCAUCUUCCGUAAGCUUAUUCUGGAAGAACGGGAUAAAUACGCGUGAAUUUAGACUAGGACAAUGCGCCUUUAUAGAUGAUUCCGCUUUCCCAUCUCCACCUCCACCUACGACAACCCCAUAUCAGUACACUUUAGUCAGUCAACCGCAAGUCAAACAUUUCGAAGUCUUACGACAUUUGGAUCUGACAAGUUGUACGUCAAUAACAGAUGAAGCGAUCAAAGGCAUAAUAGCACAUGCGCCCAAGGUGCGAAAUCUCGUCUUGGCAAAGUGCUCAAAUCUCACCGAUAUAGCAAUAAAAAACAUUUCAAAAUUAGGAAAGGCUUUACACUCAUUACAUCUUGGCCACGUGACGUCUAUUACUGAUGAAAGCAUUAUAGUUCUCGCUCGAAUGUGUACGCGUAUAAGAUAUAUUGAUCUGGCAUGUUGUCCAAAUUUAACGGAUAACUCAAUAACAGAAUUAGCAAGGAAUAUGCCAAAGUUGAAAAGAAUUGGACUAGUUAGAGUUACUAAUUUGACAGAUGUUUCAAUAUAUGCUCUCUGCGAUACAUAUACUCAACUAGAGAGGAUACAUUUAUCAUAUUGCGAAAAAAUUACAGUAAACGCGGUACACUUUCUCAUUUCAAGACUUCAGAAGUUAACGCAUCUUUCACUAAGUGGUAUACCUGAUUUUAGAAGACCUGAUUUGCAAAGGUUUUGUAGAGCACCUCCUAAAGAGUUUAGUGAACAUCAACGACAAGUGUUCUGUGUUUUUAGUGGUAAGGGUAUACAUGAUCUUCGCGCAUAUAUGCAAGAAGAGUAUGCGCGGGUAAGGAGAGGUGAUAUAUUAUUUGAAGAAUUACCACCAUUUCAUAAUUCAAGUAAUGGAGGUAGUGACACCAAUCUUCCAAGCAUAAGCAGUAUAUUAAGGCCAAGGCCUAAUAGACUUUUCGAUGUUUUAGGCUUGUCUAAUUCAGAUUCACAACAAACUUCAUCUGAUGCGGACGUACGACAAUUGGGUUUACAUAGUUUAGAAAUGCAACAGCAAGACUACUUCGAUCGGUAAAAGGAACAUGCAUCAACUUAAAUAGCAUAGCAUAACCAAAUUAUUUUAGAGCAUUAUUAAAAAUCUUUAUUAGUUCUAUAAUUCUUGCAUUGAUAUAAUAUUUUU
Molecule: messenger RNA, 1939 nt
Organism: Wallemia mellicola CBS 633.66
Lineage: Eukaryota; Fungi; Basidiomycota; Wallemiomycetes; Wallemiales; Wallemiaceae
Product: RNI-like protein
Exons: 2
Coding region: 50-1834 (594 amino acids)
Biological process (GO): SCF-dependent proteasomal ubiquitin-dependent protein catabolic process
Cellular component (GO): SCF ubiquitin ligase complex
Molecular function (GO): protein binding
Source: RefSeq, a predicted model, not a curated record